Baudoinia panamericana UAMH 10762 is the source of this 1048-nucleotide messenger RNA. RefSeq lists its product as uncharacterized. Gene Ontology annotation, molecular function: oxidoreductase activity. The record is from RefSeq and is a predicted model, not a curated record. The transcript is spliced from 2 exons. The coding region runs from base 194 to 1048 and encodes 284 amino acids. NCBI's taxonomy places the organism in Eukaryota, Fungi, Ascomycota, Dothideomycetes, Mycosphaerellales, Teratosphaeriaceae.
GUCUGGACGUUCCAUACCUGCAUGCACCUACUCAGGUACCGGCUAGCACUACAUACACAUGGCAUAAAUCGUGAGAGAACGAACAGUUGAGUUCAUUGCCUAGGUCCUCGGUGCUUGCCCCCGAACCCCUCAUCAAGCUUCUUAGGACGCCAUUUGAGCAUGUUGUCCGUCAUGCGUCUUAACGCCGUCAAAGAUGAGCGAACAGAUUCAACGACCAACUAGAUCACUAAAGGGCCGCGUAGCCAUCGUUACCGGAGCCGGAGCGCUCGAAGAUGGCAUUGGCAACGGCAGAGCUUCAGCCAUCCUGCUGGCCGAAGCGGGCUGCGACGUCGUUUGUGUCGACAUGAAGAUUGAGCUCGCAGAACGGACCGUCGAGAUGAUCCACCAGGACGGUCAGGGUCGAGCAAUCGCCUUCAAAGCGGACGUUACAAACGAGAACGACUGCAAACUUGCCGUUGAAGUUGCAUUGAAGCGUUUCGGCAGGCUUGACAUUUUGGUUAAUGUUGUUGGUGUUGGUGGCGCGACAGGUACGGCAAAGGAAGUUGAUAUGAUGGAAUGGGCGAAGGGGAUGGAGAUCAACGUUGCGAGUAUGGUUAUGAUGUGCAAGUACGCCAUUCCCGAGAUGGAGAAGAACGAAGGGCAGUGGCGCGGCAGCAUCGUCAACCUGGCUUCUGUCGCGGGCUUACGAGGCGGCAAUCCCCACCUCCUCUAUCCGACGAGUAAAGGUGCUAUAGUAAACAUGACCAGAGCAAUGGCCGCGCAUCACGCUCCGCAAGGCAUUCGUGUAAACUGCGUAUGUCCUGGCAUGGUCUACACGCCGAUGAUGUACGGGGCCGGGAUGACGGAGGAAGCUCGCGAGGCGCGCAAGAAUCGGAGCUUGCUGAAGACAGAGGGCAAUGGGUGGGAUGUAGGCGCUGCGGUGCGUUUCUUGGCCGGAGACGAGGCGAGGUGGAUGACGGGUGUGGUCUUGCCAGUCGAUGCUGGUGCGACAGUCGCAGCUGGAAGCGAAUUGCCCAAGUCAGCGAGCAUUAACCCGCCGAAAAGCUAA